Molecule: messenger RNA, 1059 nt
Organism: Melospiza georgiana
Lineage: Eukaryota; Metazoa; Chordata; Aves; Passeriformes; Passerellidae
Gene: WNT8B
Product: Wnt family member 8B
Exons: 6
Coding region: 1-1059 (352 amino acids)
Biological process (GO): multicellular organism development; neuron differentiation; canonical Wnt signaling pathway
Cellular component (GO): extracellular region
Molecular function (GO): frizzled binding; cytokine activity
Source: RefSeq, a predicted model, not a curated record
AUGGACCCUUAUCUGGGCAUCUUCUUCCUCACUCCCUUCUUCCAGUCCUGCUAUGCCUGGUCAGUGAAUAAUUUCCUGAUGACGGGCCCCAAGGCCUAUCUCAUCUACUCCAGCAGCGUGGCGGCCGGGGCGCAGAGCGGCAUCGAGGAGUGCAAGUUCCAGUUCGCCUGGGACCGCUGGAACUGCCCGGAGAGGGCACUGCAGCUCUCCAGCCACGGCGGGCUGCGCAGUGCAAACCGAGAAACAGCCUUUGUCCACGCCAUCAGCUCUGCGGGUGUCAUGUACACGCUGACCCGGAACUGCAGCCUGGGCGAUUUUGACAACUGUGGCUGUGACGACUCCCGCAAUGGACAGCUGGGGGGACAAGGCUGGCUGUGGGGAGGCUGCAGCGAUAAUGUGGGCUUUGGGGAAGCUAUUUCCAAGCAGUUUGUGGAUGCCCUGGAGACUGGACAAGAUGCCAGAGCUGCUAUGAACCUGCAUAACAACGAGGCAGGUAGAAAGGCAGUGAAAGGGACCAUGAAGCGGACUUGCAAAUGCCAUGGUGUGUCGGGGAGCUGCACCACCCAGACCUGCUGGCUGCAGUUGCCCGAGUUUCGGGAGGUGGGCACUUACCUCAAGGAGAGGUACCACAAAGCCCUGAAGGUGGACUUGCUGCAGGGAGCAGGGAACAGCGCUGCCAGCCGGGGUGCCAUCGCUGAGACCUUCAGUUCCAUCUCCAAGAAGGAACUGGUCCAUUUGGAAGACUCUCCUGACUACUGCCUGGAGAACAAGACGCUGGGGCUGCUGGGCACGGAGGGCAGGGAGUGCCUGAAGAGGGGCAAGGCACUCAGCAAGUGGGAGAAGCGGAGCUGCCGGCGGCUGUGCGGGGACUGCGGGCUGGCGGUGGAGGAGAGGCGAGCCGAGAUGGUGUCCAGCUGCAACUGCAAGUUCCACUGGUGCUGCGCCGUGCGCUGCGAGCAGUGCCGCAAACGGGUCACCAAGUACUUCUGUGUCCGCAAGGAGAAGCGCGAGCGGAGCGGGGGUGGUGGAGCCAGCCGCAAGCUCAAGAGAAAGCUCUAA